This is a messenger RNA of Eimeria maxima, 2574 nucleotides long. Its product is annotated as acetlytransferase, GNAT family domain containing protein, putative. Gene Ontology annotation, cellular component: Golgi membrane. Gene Ontology annotation, biological process: N-terminal peptidyl-methionine acetylation. Gene Ontology annotation, molecular function: histone acetyltransferase activity; protein-N-terminal amino-acid acetyltransferase activity. The coding region runs from base 1 to 2574 and encodes 857 amino acids. NCBI's taxonomy places the organism in Eukaryota, Apicomplexa, Conoidasida, Eucoccidiorida, Eimeriidae. The record is from RefSeq and is a predicted model, not a curated record. The transcript has a single exon.
AUGGAUGGGCCCAGCUAUUCUUCCGCUGCCUCCGGCGUUCAGAGGGCCCUUCAAUUCUUCCUGCAGACAGUCGAUCAAAAAUCUGAUGGAUGCCGUGCCAAGCCUGCAGAAGCAGCAGCUGCUGCUGCUCCUGCAAGAGGAGCUGGUGAAGCAGCGGCGCCAGCAGCAGCGGCUGCUGUAGCGACAGCAGUGCCUCCGAGUCCCCCACCCGCGGAAGUCCCAUCGAAACCAGCAGCAGUUCAAGGCCGUGCCUCAGUGGGUACUCAGACGACAACAGCAACAGCAGCAGGAGGGCAUCAGUUCCCUGCAGCAACGGAGUCAUCUAGGGGCCUCCCAGGGUCCCCCAAGGGCUCCUCUGUAGACCCUUUUGCUUUCCGUGAGCGGCUGCCAACUUUAGAUUCUGCCUUUGCGCCGCAUGCAGAGGAAGUAGAAGAAAGCGGCUUUUCGCAGUUGUGUAGAUACACCUCAGAGGUUAUCCUUGCAGGGGCCCCCCAAUUAGGGAGGCCCUUCUUAGGAGGAGGGAACGAUGAGCUGCAGCCGGCAGAGCUGCUGCAGUGCGAGCAUAUGCUCCUUGAUGAUGUAGAUGAGCAGCAGCAGCAGCAGCAGCAGAAAGUGGAGCAAGAGCAGCAACCGCAGUUGGCUGUUUCUUCUGCCAUUCCUGCAGACUUCAAGAGCCCCCAUCCUGUGCUGCAGCUGCCUAUACACGCUGAGGUGUCUGGUCUCCCUUGUUCAUUGCUGCUGCCCUAUGUCUCUUACCGCCUUGCUACUGCAGCAGACCUUGUGCAGUUGCAGCAGCUGCAUGCAGAGACAUUUCCCUUUAUGUAUAACGAUGCCUUCUAUAACUAUAUCUGCUCAGGCAGAGGUUAUGCUCUUCUAGCAUCAGUACGCCGCAAAGAUAUUGCAGCAGUCAAGCUCAAGCUGCAGCAGCAGCAGCAACAGCAGCAGCAGCAGCAGCAGCAGCAGAAGGAGCAACAGCAGGAAAAGAGAAACGGGAGACACGGUGUCUCACAAGCUGAGUGCAAUAGCAAUGGUGCAUCUGCAGCAGCAACGAAACCGGAACCAACAACAGAUGCAGCAGCAGCAGCAGCAGCAGCAGCAACAGGGAUGUCUGGAGCUGCGAGUGGCGAUCGAUUGUCUUCAUGGCUUUCCUCUUUGCAAUCUACGAUGUUCCCAUCUCGUCAGCAGCAGCAGCAGCAGCAACAGCAGCAGCAGCAAGACGAGGAGCUGCUAGUAGGUGUUAUAACGGUCUCGCAAAGCCUUACAUAUAUACUUAACGAUGACGCUGUUGUUGUGCGCCGUUGGGUGCAGCAAAAGGAAGAAGAAAUGGCACAAGCUGCUGCUGCUGAAGUUGCUGCUGCUGCUGCAGCUGCUGCAGCAGAUGGUGGUGGUGAUGUCUGUGGUUGUGAUGGUGGGAAUGGUAAAACAGAACCUGCCAGCAGCACAACAGCAACAGCAGUAUCACCAGGAACAGCAGCAGCAGCAGCAGCAGCAGCAGCAGCAGGAGGAGAGGCAGGUAUUCCUGAGGAGACGUGCCGUUUGCAGGUCUUAGCAAGAGAAGAGAAACAAAUGGGUUGGAGUUCAUUCCUCUCUGGCUUUAAUCAAGACAGCAGCAGCAAGAACCGAACAGCAGCAGCAGCAGCAGCAGCAGCAGCAGGAGAGGAUAGGGAAGACGGGGAAGGACGGGUUAGUUAUUGUGGUAGUGUAGGAGAUAAUAAUAAUAAUAAUAGUAAUCAGCAGCAGCAGCAGCAGCAAGACAUGGUAUGUAAGGACUUGGCCUAUGUAUUAACAUUAGCAGUUGCUGCUCCUUUCCGUCGUUUAGGUAUAGCUGGUAGUUUGCUGCAGCAAGCGGUGAAUUAUUUUAGAUCAGCAGCAAACCCUGAAGGAACAAUUGCACUGUAUCUACAUGUAGCUGAAUAUAAUAAGGCAGCAUUAAACUUUUAUAUAAAUAAUUAUUUUUAUAAUAUAUGGUGUUUUCCUGAUUUUUAUUCAAUAGAUGGACAACCUUAUGGAUCUUAUUUAUGUUGCAUGCAUCUACAUGAGACAUGUAAUUCUUGUCGUUAUAAUAGACGUAAAAAAGCUGCAGCUGCUGCAGCAGCUGCAUCAGCAGCAGCAGCAUCAGCAGCAGUAGCAGCAGCAGCUGGUGUAGCUGGUGCAGAAGUUGUUAGAGGGAAAAAGAAAAAGAAACAGCAACAGGAGGGGCAGGAACAGCAGCAACAAAAACAAGAAAUUGAAGGGGAAGAAGAAGAAGAACAAGAAGAACAAGAACAAGAAGAAGAAGAAAAAGGAGGAGGAGGAGGAAGAGGAGGAAGAGGAGGAGGAGGAGGAGGAGGAGGAGGAGAAGAAGAUUUAUUACAAAAACAUACAAGAGGAAUUGUUAAAGGAUUAGAAGGAAUUGGCAAAGCAUUCAAGGCUGUACAAUCCUCUGUUACUGAUUUCUUACAUACUACUACUACUACUGCAGCAGCAGCAGCAGCAGCAGCAGCAGAUACUGCUCCACCAACAGAUACAGCAGCAACACCAGAUACAGCAACAAAUACAGCAGCAAGUAAUUCUACCAGCAGCUAUCAUCUUUAA